GUCCCAAGUGAAAGGAAGAGUGGGAAGCGAGUCCCUGGUGGCCGGGAGGCGGCCGACCUUAAAGGAGCUGCCACUGUGGCUCUUCUAAAGCCUGGUCUGUUUGGAAAAGCAAAAGCGAAGUAGGGAAAAUGAGUGGCGGUGCAAGACGUGUGGUCCCCAGAAGUGGAAGGGGCAGGACGGGCUCAGCAGAGUAUCCUGCUUGUGGUCGUGAUGGUGCUGAGAAUUACUGCCUGCUAGAGAUGCCGGCCUAUAGAGGAUCCAGUCUCCCUGACACGCCCCCUUCCUUGUUAUAAAGGAGAAGGAGUCCAGGCCCUAUGCGGCGACUAAUUUGUCUAAAGUCACACACCUACUACUUGCGAAACGAUGACUUUAACCCAAGCCUUCUGACCCUGGUCUGGCCUGCUUUGUACCUCGUUUAUAGGGCUCUGACGAAGAAAGAUAAGACUGCAAAAGGUCAAACUGGAGAAAAUUUGAAUGUUCAUCUCAGGCGAUGGACCUUUUCAUACGGCAGUUAAAGAGACCCUGAAAAUGUUUGAGCAGAUUGAAACGGCCAGGACCAUGUCAAAUCGUCAUCUGGAGCCACAAAGGAAUCCUACUGGCAUUCUGAACAAAACUGGGGUUCUGCUAGUGAGGAUGAAGGAGAGAAUUGGUAACCCACUUCAUCAAAGUAUAAUAUGUGUACUUAUGGAAAGUGCCUGCUUGGGGUCCUUCUUCCACCCCAGGCUGCAGAAUAACCAAGUGCUGGGAAUUGGAAGUGGCUCUACAAUCGUUCAUGCUGUACAGCGAAUAGCUGAAAGAGUGAAACAAGAGAAUCUGAACCUUGUCUGCAUUCCCACCUCCUUUCAGGCCCGUCAGCUCAUCUUGCAGUAUGGCUUAACUCUCAGUGACCUGGACCGACACCCAGAGAUCGACCUCGCAAUCGAUGGUGCCGACGAGGUAGAUGCUGAUCUCAAUCUCAUCAAGGGCGGUGGAGGCUGCCUGACCCAGGAGAAAAUUGUGGCUGGCUAUGCCAGUCGCUUCAUCGUGAUUGCCGACUUCAGAAAAGAUUCAAAGAACCUUGGGGAUCAGUGGCACAAGGGAAUCCCCAUUGAGGUCAUCCCAAUGGCCUAUGUCCCAGUGAGCCGAGCUGUGACCCAGAAGUUUGGGGGCGUGAUUGAACUUCGGAUGGCCGUCAACAAGGCAGGUCCCGUCGUGACGGAUAAUGGAAAUUUUAUCCUGGACUGGAAGUUUGAUCGGGUGCAUAAAUGGAGUGAAGUGAACACAGCUAUCAAAAUGAUCCCAGGCGUGGUGGACACAGGCCUUUUCAUUAACAUGGCUGAGAGAGUCUACUUCGGGAUGCAGGACGGCUCCGUGAACAUGAGGGAGAAGCCUUUCUGUUGACCGUGCAGGAGCGAACUGUGUUCACCUUGAGCCCCCGGCCCACAGCUGAGGUGGACAUGCCUCUCCAGGAGCCUUUGCCUUAAUGUCUCUGUGCCAGAUAGACAGCUGGCAGGGUGGGGGUUGGGGGGUUAAAUCCAGUCUUCUGAAGUAUUGUUAUUUAAUGUCUUUUUAAAAAGAGAAAUAUAAACCUAUAUAUUUUUACUAUUAAAAAUACUGUUUUUUUUUAAUAAAGUAGAACUUGAUUUCAUGUUUUAUAUGAAACAUUUACCAAAAAAAAAAAAAAAAAAGGGAACCGUCUUUUAAACUUUUAACUUGAGCCUGCUGGUUAAGCAUCUGAAUAUUGGGUUUGCUGAGAAACGUAAAUCAAAACUUUCCUUUAAACUGGUGAAAUGAAGGGCCCAGCCAGCAGUGAUUCCCUGAUGCCUUACUGGAAACAUUAGAGUUUACUUUUCUACCACGCCGUCUUGUCUUUAGUUUUUGUUGUGAUCACGUACAAUACUUAGGUACAUAUUUUAAGGUGAGGUUUACAGAAGUCUGGCGAGUGGAGCAGUGUGGUGUAGAGUGACUCAGAGUGUAAACCGUCAGGGAGAACAUGUGGUUCUUUUGCUAAGACCUGGGGGUUCCUUCAGACCCCUGUUGUGGGAAGCAAUUGGCCAGAAAUACUUGCCAGUCCUGCCAAAGCACUGCUGUGAAAUGUGAAAUACCUUGAAGUACUUGUCUUUUUGUUAUUGUUUCUCUUCCUUUAUUAUUACUUGCAUGGGGCGUCAGAAGCUGUCAUCUCCUCGGACUGUUUGAGGGUUGAAAUAAAACAGUGUGGUGCCACCUUGA
Messenger RNA from Felis catus (domestic cat), 2208 nucleotides. It is a transcript of the gene RPIA, whose product is annotated as ribose 5-phosphate isomerase A. The transcript is spliced from 11 exons. Gene Ontology annotation, cellular component: intracellular membrane-bounded organelle. Lineage: Eukaryota; Metazoa; Chordata; Mammalia; Carnivora; Felidae. The record is from RefSeq and is a predicted model, not a curated record. Gene Ontology annotation, biological process: D-ribose metabolic process; pentose-phosphate shunt, non-oxidative branch. Gene Ontology annotation, molecular function: ribose-5-phosphate isomerase activity. The coding region runs from base 475 to 1380 and encodes 301 amino acids.